Molecule: messenger RNA, 2266 nt
Organism: Neoarius graeffei (lesser salmon catfish)
Lineage: Eukaryota; Metazoa; Chordata; Actinopteri; Siluriformes; Ariidae
Gene: spice1
Product: spindle and centriole associated protein 1
Exons: 18
Coding region: 64-2151 (695 amino acids)
Biological process (GO): mitotic spindle assembly; metaphase chromosome alignment; regulation of centriole replication
Cellular component (GO): spindle; centrosome; centriole
Source: RefSeq, a predicted model, not a curated record
UUUAAAAACUGAUGUGUUCUUAGCAACAAAAUCCAACCGACUGCCUUUUAAUAUCCCGAGAGGAUGUCGUUUGUCCGGAUUAACCGAAGACCAGUCAGAACCAAGAAAGUGUCAGUUCCGAAGAAAGAAUGGGUGAGCACAGUGAGUGACCUGUCAGUGCACAAGUCUACAGCUGAGGAACUGUCCAGGCGUCAUGAAAUGCACCGAUCUCGCAACAGAGCUGCUGCACAGUGGGAGCUGAGGGAGAAAACGCUGAAAAAGAGAAAGCCCUGGCCAAGCAGCCCUCCUGGACUGGACCAGACCAGACUGCGAUUAUUCAGAGAGGUGUUCUCAGAUCACUGUGAGCUGCAGGAUGUUCUCGCACGGUCUGACAGAGCACUGGCGGUGGUGAAAGAUCUGUUUGGUGACACGCCUCGCAGACAGAAAGGCUUUCCGAGUGUUACCAUGGCGCCUGACUGCGAGUCGGAUUCUGAACUUCCUGUGCCGCAGAAACCGGAUCCACCAACACAGCUGUCCCCGCUCAGCCAGUCCGUGAUGGACCAACAGGCUUUAAAUGAAGUGGAUGAUUCUGCAGCAGAGCACAAGGAAGAUUUUCAGGAUGUCUCGAUCAGCUUCGACAGUGAGAUCUGCAGGUCAAAGAGAAAAACGUGUAAACUAAAGCCUGCUGUUCGGAGAACAGUUCAGCAACCGCAGCAGCAGAAUGUGCCUCAGACUCCCUCUAACGCAACAAACUCCGAGGACCAUGCAGCUCUGAACGCAACCCUGGCUGUGCAGCGUCUAAAGUCGAGGCAGUCUCGGUCCGAGGCAGACCAGUCCACCGCUCUCAUCAAUCAUGUCCUCAAUCCUGAAUUGUCUCCAUCUCAUUCUGGUGGUAAGAGCAGGUCUUUCAGAACCACCAGAGGGCGCUCUCCUGAAGCCUCAGGCUUUAGUUCUCAGAGCGCUAACCAGUCGAGCCUGGAGCUGCUGCAGGACAUGCUGGCUCAGGUGGAGACUGAACUGGCCUGCUUGGAGUCACAGGAGCUUCAUGUACCCUCGGAGCAACCAGAGCUUCAGCAUGGCCGCGGCCUUACUGGCUUCUCUGUGGCUCUUGUUAGUGCUCUAGGACGCAUCGUCGGUCAUCUGAGACGAACGGAGAAGGAGGCCCAGGUGAGGAGGAGGAUGGAAGAGGAGAUGAAGGAGCAGAGAAGCCUGAUUGAUGCCCUCACAGCGGAGUGUCUCGCACUGAGAGAGGAAAGUGGCGUCCUACAGGCGAGUCUGCAGGAACGGAUAGCCGAACUCGAACAGCGGCUGGAUAUGGUGAUCCUUGCAAUGGGAGAACUGGGAAAAAAUGUAGACACACGGCGCGAAGAGGAAAACGCACCAAGUGGAAGCCUCCAGCCUGUAACUGCUGAGAGAGACCAAGAGGAGCCAGCCCUGAUCUCUCCUGUGGUGUUACUCUCUCCUCCACAGCAGAGAGACAGCAGAGCGCCACCUACAGCACGCACCAGAUCUUUGCACUUCGAGGGCUCUCACACACCAGGCAGCCAGUCAGGAGAAGAGUCGGAUAUCUCGUGCACUCCGUCCUCAUUCGCUAGCCUGCCCGAGAGCAUCCUGCCUCGUCCUGCCCCGCUGCUGAACCAGCUAUCCCAGGGUGCCAUGCUGGAGCAGAUAGCGGAGUCAACCUCUCAGAACGCAGUGAUCCGGACUCGGCUCAGGGACAACCAUGCCUCUCCCACGCAGUGCUCAGACACCCGUUCGUCGCCCCCUGCUGGACCCCAGCCCACACAACAGCGGGGUGUGGACGAUGACUCGGUGAGGCUCAUGGAGGACAGACUUGAGCAGCUGAACAGACAGAGCGCAGCAGCCAGAGCGAAACUGCUGGAGCUUAUUGAACAGCAGAGACAGAACACAUCUCACAGCGCCUCUCCCUCCAUCUCCCCAAUACCCCCACACUCCACCAGCCCUCACACAGUUAUUGGAAGGCGGACUCCUGAAGUAUGCGUGUCUGUACCUGAAAGAGCCGAGUCCUCUCACGCCAAGACAAACAGUAGAAGGUCAGCUGAAGCAGUUUCUCCACAAAAUAUAGAAGGAAGACAAAAGCAGUCUGUUAAUCCACAGGUGGAUAAACUGAAAGGAGAAGGCUGGUUUGCGCUCUCCACUCACAUUCGAUAGCUUGACUGACUGGAGGACUGGUGGGAUGCUACAGUAACCCACUACUUUCGUUCUUUAAUUCGUGUCACCCUGUUUUAGUUUAUAAUUUUGCACAUCAAUAAAUUUUAGACAAACA